Molecule: messenger RNA, 993 nt
Organism: Dreissena polymorpha
Lineage: Eukaryota; Metazoa; Mollusca; Bivalvia; Myida; Dreissenidae
Product: zinc-regulated GTPase metalloprotein activator 1B-like
Exons: 13
Coding region: 1-930 (309 amino acids)
Cellular component (GO): cytoplasm
Source: RefSeq, a predicted model, not a curated record
AUGUCACCGGUCCGGUCCGGUGACUCGAUAGAGAAGUCGAUGUCAGUAGGCAGUGACGGCGAACGCUAUGAGGAGUGGCUGGAACUACGCAAUGGCUGCCUCUGUUGCUCUGUGAAGGACAAUGGAGUGCAGGCCAUAGAAAAUUUGAUGACUAAAAAAGGCAAGUUGGACUACAUUCUCCUGGAAACAACUGGCUUGGCAGACCCAGGUCCGAUUGCCUCCAUAUUCUGGCUGGAUGAAGAUCUGUGUAGUGACCUCUAUCUAGAUGGUAUAAUAACCAUGAUUGAUGCAAAAUACAGCUGGAAGUAUUUAGCUGAAAAGAAAGAAGAUGGGAGCAUCAAUGAAUGUACAAGGCAGAUAGCCAUGGCAGACGUCCUCAUCGUCAACAAGACAGAUCUGAUCUCAUCUGAUGACCUUCAUGAACUCAAUAACACUAUCAGGUCCAUUAAUAUGUCUGCCAAGGUAAUAGAAACAUCCCAUGCAAAGACAGAUCUUGGCGACAUUUUGGAUCUCAAUGCUUAUGGGGAUUUGAGUCCCGCAAGACUAGCUGACACAUUCCAUGGCAGAGGGUUUAGUUCUUCUGAUAAACACAUUAUAGACAAGUCUGUGACCUCUCUGACCCUGGAGAUGAGGGGCUUGGCCAACCAGGGCCUUCUUGACUCCUUCCUGCAGAACUUGCUGUGGGAGAGGUCCCUACAGAACAGCCAGGGGGACACCAUCACACUGUACAGGCUCAAAGGUGUAAUCUGCACUGGUGACUCGCAGCCCCGGUGUGUGGUACAGGCAGUACAGGAGCUGUAUGACUUUCACCCCACCACACCCUGGUUGCCCGGGGAAACCAGGACCAACAUACUUGUGUUUAUAGGGAAGAAUCUAGACAGAGAUGUUUUAGAACGUGAGUUUAAAAAGUGCAUCACAGACAUAACAUGAUGAAAACUAGGAAUAUUUUUUAUUAUGUACAAAUUCACGAGAGUAUUAAAUAUUGUAAUCUAA